CUAAAUUGUCAUGGAUCUAACAUUUGUAUUGUGGUUGUUAAGUAAUACAUAUAAGAGAGUUCCACAAGUUACCAACAUAUAUUGAGAAUUGAUUCAGAUAAGGCUGGCUAUAUUUGUUCUGCAUGCCGACUUUCAUUCAUUGACAAAUGUUGACAUGAUUUUGCAAUUUAGCAAUCACUCAUCCUGUCCCUGUCUCUUCCAGAUGUCUGUUUGGUGGCAGGUUCUGUUUCUCCAGUUUUUCCUUACCCUGAGCUGUGUGUACCCAUGUUGUGCAUCCCAUCCAGGCCUACUCAAGUCCUACUCAUACUCCCUCAAAUCCAUCAGAUGCACCCACACUCGGGUACAGCAGCUGCUCAGGAGAUAUAAGGAGGAGCAGUUGGAUAACAAGCAGUUUGAGGACAGAAGUCUGGAGUGGCAGACCCUACCCUCCCUCUCCACAGACUUCUACCACUGGCUUCAGAUGAAGGACUGGGAGCGUCUGAGUGCUGCCUCUCGAGACCUGCACACCUUCUGGGCUCACCUGGACAUGAAGAGAAGGGAGAUAGAGAGGGAGGAGGUUGGACAGGGGGCAGCCCACAGGAUGGGGAGCAGGGGCAUGCCAAAACCCAGCAUACCUGAGAGAAUACAGCACAUUCUGACAGACCUGCGGGAUCUCAUGACAAAAGUCAACUUUCAGUUGAGAUGUGUGAACAGCUCCAAUGUAAUCCCCACAUCUCCCCCUGCCCUGACCCGUGCAGUGAGCACUCCCUCCAGCCACCAGGCCCCAUCAAAGUCCCUGUGGACCAGCCGCCUGGAGGGCUACGUCAUCCUCAGGGACCUGGAGCGCUACCUCACCAAGCUGGCCAGAGACUUCAUCCUCCUGAAGACCAAACACAGAGGUCCUCCAGGUACCUAGCCCAGGGGCAGAUAGAAUGGUAUGCAUGGAUUCAUAUUCAUAAUGCAAACUAGUACUGCACAAGCCUGUGACGGGUUGUGGUUAGAGUGGCUUUUAACUUAUUUUGUGGACUAGGGACAAUGUUGGAUGUGAGAAUUUACAAAUUGUACUAUUAUGAAUUAUAACACAACAGUAUUUUAUGUAGUCAAUGCACACAGUUUAUUUCAGAAGUAACAAGGCAGCUAAUAACACCAAUAAUAAUGAUAUUAGUAUUAUUCAUUAUGAUGAUAAUAAUCAGCGUUAUUAUAAGUUGAUAAUAAUGAUAUAUUUCAUUCAGUAUUACUAUGACAGAAAUACAGUACUGUGACUCAAUAUUGCCAAGUGAUGUCAAUACCUGCUGUUGUUAUUUCAACUGCAUUAAUGAUAAGGUUCAAUGAAUCAAUAAGGCCCGAGGGGGUGUGGUAUAUGGCCCUAUAUACCAAGGAUAAGGGCUGUU
Messenger RNA from Oncorhynchus tshawytscha (Chinook salmon), 1370 nucleotides. RefSeq lists its product as uncharacterized. NCBI's taxonomy places the organism in Eukaryota, Metazoa, Chordata, Actinopteri, Salmoniformes, Salmonidae. The transcript is spliced from 4 exons. Bases 155 to 895 code for a protein of 246 amino acids. The record is from RefSeq and is a predicted model, not a curated record.